Amphiprion ocellaris (clown anemonefish) is the source of this 6635-nucleotide messenger RNA. RefSeq names its product RNA binding motif protein 44 (gene rbm44). NCBI's taxonomy places the organism in Eukaryota, Metazoa, Chordata, Actinopteri, Pomacentridae. The transcript is spliced from 8 exons. Bases 26 to 970 code for a protein of 314 amino acids. Gene Ontology annotation, molecular function: RNA binding. The record is from RefSeq and is a predicted model, not a curated record.
UCUAAUUGUGUUGGUUCCUGUUUAGAUGGUUGCUGAUGAGCUGGGAAACGUUUCCUUUCGGACGUCUGAAGAACCUCAGCAGCUUUAUCCAGCAGCAGAACGCAGCAGGAGACCUGAUGAUGGAAGCACAAACAUCAGCCAGAUUAAGAAGAAAAUGAUUAAAACUAGAAGAGUUGCUAGCGUGAUCCUGAAGGACGGACGUUUUCUACAGACCAAGCAGGAAGGAAAUCAGACGGCAGCUGUAGGUGAAGAAGUUAGCAGAAGUGAGCUGUGGUUCGAUGCCGAGGAGGAUCUGGAGCUUCCUGAGGUCGAACAGAAUCCAGCAGCAGAACCAGCUGAUGAAUCGGUCCCAGAAGAAGGUUCAGUUCUGAGGGUCUCCAGCCUGCCAGGUGACGUCACCAUGAGGGACUUGAUGCUGCUGUUGAAGGACUACGAGGCCUCAGAGGUCAAAAUUUCUGCUCUGAAGGACAAUCAGAGGGUUGCCAUGGUGACGGUGAGUGGCCCUCAGGCUGCCAAGGCUGCAGUGGAAGAGCUGGACGGACGCCGGCUGAAGGAUCACACUUUACAUGUGGAGCACAUCAGAGGGAACGAGAAUCUCCAGGACCUCCCCAGACCUGGACCCUCAGAGAACCUCCAGGACCUCCCCAGACCUGGACCCUCAGAGAACCAACCCAGCAGUCCUGGAAGAACGCCUCUUAUCUCCAGCACCGGGAUCAGGAAGGUGGUGUUCAUCUCACCCACCGCUAGAGGAACCUGUGUUCCUCAGCACUAUGGCACCAUGGGCAGCUUCGACACCCUGAUGUCUGAGCUGCUGCAGCGCCACCCGGAGGUCGGCCGGCAGAAGAUCGCGGAUGCUCUGGUGGAGCUGAGGAGGAAGUAUCCAGGCGUCCUGACCGGCCUCCCCCUGCAGACCAUCAGGGAGAUGACCUCCCAGCUCCUGACCAGGCCAGAGACCGCCUCACAGAUAUAGCUACCAAAGAGCUGCUGUUACCAUGGAAAUGUUGAAAAUGUUCUGUUAGAGAAGCAGCAGUUUUCCUUUACAGCCUGAAUGUUUCACUCAGGGGUUAUGGUGUCUAAGUUCAUCCGGGUAGCAGCAGAUCAUUUAUAAGUUAAAGUCACAGAUGGGGCUUCUUCUGCCUUUCAUUUGGCUCUUUAAUUAAAGACAUAGUUUUAUUUAAUAGUUUUGGUAAAUAUCUACGUAUGAGACAGCUUUGUUUGUAUUUAGUGUCCAGAGUCAAUAAAAAGGACAUUUGCAGCUUCGUUGUUCUUUAAUUACAUAACGGGGGGACAUUUUCAUGAAGUCACUUUAUAACAUGAGCCAGGCUUAGUUCAGUUAGUCUGACUGUCAGGGUGUUUGGAUUCUGUCUGGCUAACUAUCAGGCUAACCGUCAGGCUAACCGGCAGGCUAACUAUCAGGCUAACCGUCAGGCUAACUAUCAGGCUAACCAUCAGGCUAACUUUCUGGCUAACUGUCAGACUAACAGGCUAACUGUCUGGCUAACUGUCAGGCUAACCGUCAGGCUAACCGUCAGGCUAACUAUCAGACUAACUGUCUGGCUAUCUGUCAGGCUAAGUGUCAGACUAGCAGGCUAACUGUCAGGCUAACUGUCAGGCUAACUAUCAGGCUAACUAUCUGGCUAACUGUCAGGCUAACCGUCAGGCUAACUAUCAGGCUAACUAUCUGGCUAACUGUCAGACGAUCAGGCUAACUGUCAGGCUAACUGUCAGGCUAACUCUCAGACUAUCAGGCUAACCGUCAGGCUAACUAUCAGGCUAACUGUCUAACUGUCAGACUAUCAGGCUAACUGUCUGGCUAACCAUCAGGCUAACUGUCAGGCUAACUAUCAGGCUAACUGUCUGGCUAACUAUCAGGCUAACCGUCAGGCUAACUAUCAGGCUAACUGUCAGACGAUCAGGCUAACUGUCAGGCUAACUGUCAGGCUAACUGUCUGGUUAACUGUGAGACUAUCAGGCUAACCGUCAGGCUAACUGUCAGGCUAACUGUCAGGCUAACUAUCAGGCUAACUGUCUGGCUAACUAUCAGGCUAACUGUCUGGCUAACUGUCUGGCUAACUCUCAGAUUUUCUGGCUAACUGUCAGACUAACAGGCUAACUGUCUGGCUAACUGUCAGGCUAACCGUCAGGCUAACUAUCAGACUAACUGUCUGGCUAUCUGUCAGGCUAAGUGUCAGACUAGCAGGCUAACUGUCAGGCUAACUAUCAGGCUAACUGUCUGGCUAACUGUCAGGCUAACCGUCAGGCUAACUAUCAGGCUAACUAUCUGGCUAACUGUCAGACGAUCAGGCUAACUGUCAGGCUAACUGUCAGGCUAACUCUCAGACUAUCAGGCUAACCGUCAGGCUAACCAUCAGGCUAACUAUCAGGCUAACUGUCUAACUGUCAGACUAUCAGGCUAACCGUCAGGCUAACCGUCAGGCUAACUAUCAGGCUAACUGUCUAACUGUCAGACUAUCAGGCUAACUGUCUGGCUAACCAUCAGGCUAACUGUCAGGCUAACUAUCAGGCUAACCGUCAGGCUAACCAUCAGGCUAACUAUCAGGCUAACUGUCUAACUGUCAGACUAUCAGGCUAACCGUCAGGCUAACCGUCAGGCUAACUAUCAGGCUAACUGUCUAACUGUCAGACUAUCAGGCUAACUGUCUGGCUAACCAUCAGGCUAACUGUCAGGCUAACUAUCAGGCUAACUGUCUGGCUAACUAUCAGGCUAACCGUCAGGCUAACUAUCAGGCUAACUGUCAGACGAUCAGGCUAACUGUCAGGCUAACUGUCAGGCUAACUGUCUGGUUAACUGUGAGACUAUCAGGCUAACCGUCAGGCUAACUGUCAGGCUAACUGUCAGGCUAACUAUCAGGCUAACUGUCUGGCUAACUAUCAGGCUAACUGUCUGGCUAACUGUCUGGCUAACUCUCAGAUUUUCUGGCUAACUGUCAGACUAACAGGCUAACUGUCUGGCUAACUGUCAGGCUAACCGUCAGGCUAACUAUCAGACUAACUGUCUGGCUAUCUGUCAGGCUAAGUGUCAGACUAGCAGGCUAACUGUCAGGCUAACUAUCAGGCUAACUGUCUGGCUAACUGUCAGGCUAACCGUCAGGCUAACUAUCAGGCUAACUAUCUGGCUAACUGUCAGACGAUCAGGCUAACUGUCAGGCUAACUGUCAGGCUAACUCUCAGACUAUCAGGCUAACCGUCAGGCUAACCAUCAGGCUAACUAUCAGGCUAACUGUCUAACUGUCAGACUAUCAGGCUAACUGUCUGGCUAACCAUCAGGCUAACUGUCAGGCUAACUAUCAGGCUAACUGUCUGGCUAACUAUCAGGCUAACCGUCAGGCUAACUAUCAGGCUAACUGUCAGACGAUCAGGCUAAUUGUCAGGCUAACUGUCAGGCUAACUGUCUGGUUAACUGUGAGACUAUCAGGCUAACUGUCAGGCUAACUGUCAGGCUAACUAUCAGGCUAACUGUCUGGCUAACUAUCAGGCUAACUGUCUGGCUAACUGUCUGGCUAACUCUCAGACUAUCAGGCUAACUGUCAGGCUAACUAUCAGGCUAACUGUCUGGCUAACUAUCAGGCUAACUGUCUGGCUAACUGUCUGGCUAACUCUCAGACUAUCAGGCUAACUGUCAGGCUAACUAUCAGGCUAACUGUCUGGCUAACUAUCAGGCUAACUCUCAGACUAUCAGGCUAACUGUCAGGCUAACUGUCAGACUAUCAGGCUAACUGUCAGGCUAACUGUCAGACUAUCAGGCUAAUUAUCAGGUUAACUGUCAGACUAAAUCUAAAUUAUUGUUUCACCAGAGUUCCUGCUUAAAUAAAAAACUAAACUAAGUUAUAGAACGAUAAAUGAAAUGUACACGUAUGUAAGUGUUCAGGUAAUAUGAUGUGAAACAUCUCCUGACACAUUAAAUAAAUCUCAAUCUGAAUAACUUCAAUCAAACAAUAGUUAUAGAAAUAGUUGAAAACAUCAGAAUAUACUGAGCAGAAAUGUGAUGAUAUUAGAAUAUCAUCUUAGAAAUGAUAGUAUUUACACCUAAAAUCAAUAAUAAUAGUAAUAAUAAUAAUAAUAAUAAUAAUAAUAAUAAUAAUAAUAAUAUAUCUCCUAUAAUCACCCUAAACACCAGGCGUGGUUACACUAUAAACUGCCUUUAUUUAAGUAAGUAAGUAUUUAAGUAUUUUAGUAUUUAAGUUUCACAGACGCACUUAAACAUCAACAGACAAAGUUUAGUGUGUUUGCAGUUUCUGACAGUUUGAUUCUGAUUAAAGCAGAUUAACGUGAAAACUAAUGAAGAUUUAAUGAGGAACAGAGUUUAUGGAGCCACUGACUCCACAUUCAAGAGGUUUUAUCUGAGCACAAACACAAAUAUGGGCCUCUCAGAGUCCAGUACAAAGAUAAAUAAAUAAACAGGAAGUACAAACAUUCCCAAAACAAAACACUCUAUAACAGCAAUAAAAAAUAGAAUACAAAAUAUGAUAAUCUGAAUGCGACAAGGAAUGAGUAAAGUACUAACAGCUGUAACUAUAUAUGAUGACUAUAUACACUGCUCAAAAAAUGAAAGGAACACUUUUUAAUCUAAGUAUUGCAUCAAGUCAGUCAAACAUGUGGGAUACUUCUCUGGUCAAGUAAGUAACAGAGGUGGUUUCUAAUCAGUUUCAGCUGCUUUGUGUUAAUGAAAUUAACAACAGAUGCACUACAGGGGUAACAAUGAGACAACCCCCCAAAACAGGAAUGAGUUUAUAGGUGAAGGCUACUGACAUUUUUCCCCUCCUAAUGUUUUCUGACUGUUUUUCACUAGUUUUGCAUUUGGCUAGGGUCAGUGUCACUGCUGGUAGCAUGAGGUGAUACCUGGAUCCUACAGAGGUUGCAUAGACAGUCCAACUCCUGCAGGAUGGUACAUCAAUGCAUGCUGUUGCCAGAAGGUUUGCUGUGUCUCCCAGCACAGUCUCGAGAGCAUAAAGGAGGUUCCAGGAGAAGGCAGUUAGUCUAGGAGAGCUGGACAGGACCAUAGAUGGUCCUCAACCCAUCAGCAGGACAGGUAUCUGCUCCUUUAUGCAAGGAGGAACAGGAUGAGCUCUGCAGUAGCUCUAGAAAAUGACCUCCAGCAGAACACUGGUGUGAAUGUCUCUGACCAAACAAUCAGAAAGAGAUGUAAUGAGGAAGAUCUGAAGACCUGAUGUCCUCUAGUGGAUCCUGUGUUCACUGACCGGCACUGUGGAGCUCGGUUGGUAUUUGCCAUAGAACACAGGAACUGGCAGGUCCAUCACUGGUGCUCUGUGCUUUUCACAGAUGACAGCAGGUUCAUCAUGAGCACAUGUGACAGACAUGAAAGGGUCUGGAGAAGCUGUGGAGAACGUUAUGCUGCCUGUAACAUUGCUCAGCAUGACCGGUUUGGUGAUGAGUCAGUGAUGGUCUGGGAGACAGAUCCAUGGAGGGACAUACAGACCUCUACAGGCUGGACAGCAGCACUCUGACUGCCAUUAGGUAUCAGGAUGAAAUCCUUGGAUCCACUGUCAGACCCUACGCUGGUGCAGUGGUCCUGGAUUCCUUCUGGUGCACCACAAUGCCUGUCCUUAUGUGGCAAGAGAAUUCAUGCAGUCCCUGGAGGAUGAAGGAAUUGAUACCAUUAACUGGCCUCCACGCUCACCUGACCUGAAUCCAAUAGAACACCUUUGGAACAUUAUGUUUUGGUCCAUCCAACACCACCAGGUUGCUCCUCAGACUGUCCAGGAGCUCAGUGAUGCCCUGGUCCAGUUCUGGGAGGAGAUACCUCAGGACACCAUCCAUCGUCUCAUUCAGAGCUUGUCCCGACAUCGUCAGGCUGCAUACAAGCACAUGGAGGCCAUACAAACUACUGAGUACCAUUCUGAGUUGCUGCCAAGGAGUUUCAGAAAGAUGGACCAGCCUACACCAUCAGUUCUUCACUUUGAGUUUUGGGGUGUCUUGAAUUUAGCCCUCCUGUGGGUUGAUCAUUUUCAUUUCCAUCAAACAAUGUAGCAUCUUUUCAUUCCUAACACAUUAUCCAGUCCAUAUCAAUGUAAAUAUCCAGUUUGUUUUUUCCCCGCAUUGAAAUAUGUUUUCAAAGUAUUCCUUUAAUUUUUUGGAGCAGUGUAUUAUAUUAACUCAGUGGAUAUAUAUUUAUUUAGUGGAUAUAUUAUAUAGUAUAUUUAUUAGUUGAUAUUAUAUAUUAUGUUCAUUUAGUUAAUGUUUAAUUAAUAUAUGUUACAUUUAUUUAGUUAAUAUAUAUUUAGUAUAUGGGCUGCACAGUGGUGUAGUGGUUAGCACUUUCGCCUUGCAGCAAGAAGAUCCCUGGUUCACGUCCCGGCUUUCCCGGGAUCUUUCUGCAUGGAGUUUGCAUGUUCUCCCUGUGCAUGCGUGGGUUUUCUCCGGGUACUCCGGCUUCCUCCCACAGUCCAAAAAUAUGCUGAGGUUAAUUGAUUAUUCUAAAUUGCCCGUAGGUGUGAAUGUGAGAGUGAUUGUUUGUCUCUGUAUGUAGCCCUGUGACAGACUGGUGACCUGUCUAGGGUGUCCCCUGCCUUCACCUGAGUCAGCUGGGAUAGACUCCAGCCCCCCCAUGACCCUAGUGAGGAUUAAGCGGUGUAUAGAUAAUGGAUGGAUGGAUG